Molecule: messenger RNA, 1557 nt
Organism: Saxophila tyrrhenica
Lineage: Eukaryota; Fungi; Ascomycota; Dothideomycetes; Mycosphaerellales; Extremaceae
Exons: 9
Coding region: 1-1557 (518 amino acids)
Biological process (GO): transmembrane transport
Cellular component (GO): membrane
Molecular function (GO): transmembrane transporter activity
Source: RefSeq, a predicted model, not a curated record
AUGUCGAACGAUCAGAAGUUUGCAGAGGUCGAACUCACAUCCUACGGGCCCCAACAAGAUGCCUUCAACGAUGCUGCCGACAUGCAGCGCAUGGGCAAGAAGCAGGCUUUCCAGCGUAACUUCCAGUUCGUGUCGAUCGCAGCAUUCUCGGUUGUGGCCAUUGCUGGGUGGUGUUACGUGCCAGGUACAUCGACACCGGCACUUUCGAAUGGUGGCACAGGCGGGAUCAUUGUGAUCUUCCUGAUCAACUGGGUGGGAUUGACGUUCGUUGUCGUUUCCCUUGCCGAGAUGGCAUCGAUUGCCCCUACCGCGGGAGGUCAAUACCACUGGUCGAGCGAAUUUGCGCCUCCGAGCAUGCAGAAGUUCAUCAGCUACCUGUCAGGCUGGCUAUCCUCUAUCGCCUGGCUCUCCGGCAACGCAGGCGGCAUGUUCAUCUCCGGCUCAGCUAUGCAAGGCUUGAUUGUGGCAACACAGCCGAACUACGUUCCUGAGCCCUACCAAGGCUACUUGUUCGUUGUUAUGGUUGCGACCUUUGCGCUGCUAGUGAACACGCUGCUUGCGCGGCACCUGCCACGUCUGGAGGGCAUUGUGUUUGUCUUCUUCAUCCUCGCGUUUAUGGCAACACUUGUCGUGCUCUGGGUUCUGGCGCCACGUUUGACUGCUGCUGAGGUCUUCACCACAUUCACCAAAGGAGAAGGGUGGGACAGCUUGGGAAUCAGUCUUCUGGUCAGCCAAGGAGCCAUCAUGUUCCUGAUCGUCGGCUCGGAUGCUACAGCGCACAUGGCAGAGGAGACGAAGAACGCUUCCACCGUCGUGCCCAAAGCAAUGAUCACCAGCUAUUUCGUCAACGCUGGCCUCGGGUUUGUGAUGACGGUCACUUUCUGCUUCGUGUUGAAGGACUACGACGCUGCCGUUGACUCUCCCGUUGGUGCCAUUGGACUUCCGUACAUACAAGUGUUCAUCAAUGCAACAGGCUCGGUUGCCGGAGGGAGCGCUCUAAUCGCCAUCCUCACGAUACUCCAGGUUUUGGGCAUCGUCAACUGGACAGCAUCUUGCGCCAGACAGAUCUUUGCUUUUGCCCGCGACAAGGGCUUUCCCUUUGGCAGCUGGAUCGCCAAAGUCAACGAAGCCGGCACAUACCCCAUCAACUCGCUCAUCGUCGUCUGGGCAUAUGUCGUCCUGAUCAACCUAAUCACACUCGGCAGCAUCGUCGCCUUCGAAGCAAUCGUCUCCCUUCAGAUACUGGCCCUCAUGUCGACGUACCUGGUCUCGCUCGGCUGCAUCGUCUGGCGACGACUCUUCGGACUACCGCUGCCCGCUAGCCCUUGGACACUCGGCAAGCUGGGAUUACCGAUCAAUAUAAUCGGUAUUGCCUACUGCCUGUUCCUGAUCAUAUUCCUGCCGUGGCCUGGAGCUGUGCCAGUGACUCCGGACACGAUGAACUGGGCCUCCGUGAUGUUUGGCGGGAUCAUGCUAAUCGCGGGAAUCUACUAUGUGUUGCAUGCCAGGAAAGAGUACAAGGGGCCGGUGAUGUAUGUCAAGACACGGGAGCUGUGA